Drosophila kikkawai is the source of this 954-nucleotide messenger RNA. Lineage: Eukaryota; Metazoa; Arthropoda; Insecta; Diptera; Drosophilidae. The record is from RefSeq and is a predicted model, not a curated record.
AUGGCGGAUCUUCCGGAGGACCGCGUCAGCCCAUCUUACGCCUUCAAGGUGACUGGACUGGAUUUUUGCGGCCCGUUCUAUCACAAGUCGGAAGUUUGGAAUAGGGCACCAAUCAAGUGCUACGUCUGCAUUUUUAUCUGCUUCUCCACAAAGGCUGUGCACCUCGAGCUGGUCCAGGAUCUCUCCACUUCGGCGUUUCUUAGCGCAUUGAGGCGCUUUAUACUUAUUCGUGGCAAGCCUGCCCGCAUAUGGUCGGACAAUGCGACUAAUUUUGUUGGCGCUAAGAACGAGUUGGCUGAUCUAAAGCGAUUGUUCCUGAAUGCCAGCCACCAAACUGCAAUAGAUGAAUUCUGCUUGACUGACAGCAUCGAAUGGCGAUUUAUUCCUCCUCGCUCUCCCCACUUUGGAGGUCUUUGGGAUGCGGCUGUGAAGUCUGCGAAGUACCACUUCUACCGAUCUGUUGGACCUGCAAUACUGCUCACUGAUGACCUGCGCACUCUCUUUUGCCACAUCGCUGCAAUCAUUAAUUCUCGUCCUUUAGUCUCACUUUCAGAACACCCUGGCGAUCUUGAUGUGUUGAGACCGGCGCACUUCUUGGGUACUGCGCCUCUUGCCUUAUUUCCUGAGCCUGACUACACUAACUUGAACGUCAAUCGGUUAGAUCGCUGGCAGAAAAUUUCGUUUUACCAGCAACUAUUCUGGUCCCGCUGGAAAAGGGAGUACCUGACGCUCCUUCAACAGCGCUCCAAGUGGCGCACACAGAAGGCGGAUGUUCAACUCGGUGAUGUCGUUCUGGUUAAGGACGAAAACCUGCCCUCUCUUGUAACGUGCAACGUUCUACAGCACAGUUUUGAUCGAGAUCUGAAUUCGCGGGUGCACGCUAUAGGGUCCGGCUCUAGCUCGUCGGCUUUGGGGGUGGAGGUCUUGCUCGUUCAGAUCUGCCUUGGUUUAUAA